This is a messenger RNA of Macrobrachium nipponense, 2305 nucleotides long. RefSeq names its product tachykinin-like peptides receptor 86C. The transcript is spliced from 11 exons. The record is from RefSeq and is a predicted model, not a curated record. NCBI's taxonomy places the organism in Eukaryota, Metazoa, Arthropoda, Malacostraca, Decapoda, Palaemonidae. Gene Ontology annotation, molecular function: tachykinin receptor activity. Gene Ontology annotation, biological process: G protein-coupled receptor signaling pathway. Gene Ontology annotation, cellular component: plasma membrane. The coding region runs from base 496 to 2223 and encodes 575 amino acids.
UGGUAGGAAGUGCCACGGCUCGCUACGUUGAGUUUUCUAUGUAGUCUGGAAUUGCACUUCGCAGCUUAGGAAGACGUUUACUGAACUUUUACCUUUUUUAACGCAAGCGCGAAAAGGAUUAUUACAUGAAGUUAUAGAAUUUGAAGUGAAAUUUUAUCUUGUAAUGUACAUCUGAACGUUGUCUUAUUUUGUGUUAAAUAAAAUGAAAAAAAAUGUUUAAUAAUAGUUAUAAGACGAAGCAUUACUCGUUGAAAAGUUUCCUACUGGUGUUACAGUUCUUGUGUAUUACAUCAUAUUAAUUUUUGGUUCAUAGAUGUAAUCAUGCGAUACAAAACCACACCAAUUAGAGUUCCUUUGAAGUUACGUGAGACAACUAUGAAUAAAAAACUUGCAAAUGAUUAACAGUGAAGCCAACAUGGUAUUUCCAAAUGAAAACUCAUCAAUGAGUCACCGGUAUUUAGAUUCAAGUUCUGAAAAGCAAGUGCAUGCCAGAAGAUGAAAGACGUCAAUGGAUUGCCUGAGGAGAACUAUCCGGAAGAGGACGAGGACGGAGAGCAAUUGUUGGCCCUCGAGGAAGAGCUGACAUCGAACUACGAUCCUUCGGCAGUGGUUGCUAAUUACUCGGAGAGCUAUGCUACCUUCGUCGGGUGUCUUGUCGGGGAGGCCGAUCGGUUGAAUUACAGUAUCAACAAUGAGUUUUGGCUCCAUUUCCUGCAGUAUGACACACAGACGCCCACCGCAAACAACGUGACAGAUUCCCAUUCUAGCGCGGGUCAUUCCUCGUGGAGCAAUGACUCUAAUAUCUUCACCUUCUGGACGUCUCAGGGGUCCCCCGAAACGCACGUUUCCUAUGAGAUUAUUCGUGACAUCGUCCAUCAAUGCUUCGCGUUAUCCACUGUGCUCAAUACGCCACGCCCUUACCUUCUGGACUGGUGGCAGCAAUUGCUAUGGACCCUCGUCUUUGGCAUCAUGAUGGCUAUGGCAGUAGGGGGUAAUAUCCUCGUCAUGUGGAUUAUAUAUGCGCACCGAAGAAUGCAGACAGUGACCAAUUACUUCUUGAUGAAUCUGAGCGCCGCCGAUCUCUUCAUGUCCGUACUGAACUGUAUGUUCAACUUUAUAUACAUGUUACACAGUGACUGGCCUUUCGGAGCGGUGUACUGCACGAUCAGCAAUUUCAUGGCGAACGUAACAAUCUCAGCCAGUGUCCUUACGCUUAUGGCGAUAUCGUUCGAUAGGUACAUAGCGAUAGUGAAGCCUUUGGAACCAAGAAUGUCGAAGACGACGGCGAGAAUCUUCAUUCUUAUCAUAUGGAGUUCAUCAAUGUUGCUUGCACUGCCUUGCAUCCUAUACUCCGACACAGUCUCCGUCAGGUAUAAAAACAACGAAAUUCGCAGAGGUUGCAUACUUCGUUGGCCCGAUGGAGAAACUAGUAUUUCAAAGCACGAACACAUUUACAAUAUCGUUUUCUUCAUCACGACUUACCUAUUGCCGAUGCUGGUGAUGGUGGCGUGCUACUUCCUGAUAGGGCGCGAGCUCUGGGGAAGCAGAACGAUUGGAGAAAUGUCCGAGAGACAGAUCAACAGCAUCAGAUCCAAGCGUCGUGUGGUGAAGAUGUUCAUCGUGAUCGUGGCGGCCUUUGGGUUGUGCUGGCUGCCACAACAGGCCUUCUUCCUCUACACGUAUCACAACGCCCAGAUUUUGGAUACAGCUCACAUUCAGCAUAUCUACCUCGCCUUCUACUGGUUGGCCAUGGCCAAUGCCAUGAUUAAUCCAGUUAUCUAUUACUGGAUGAAUGCCAGAUUUAGAUCGUACUUUCGUGAAUUUGUCCUGCAUUGUGUUUGUCUGCGGUGGCCAAGACGCAACUUGAGCUAUGAAGGCUCUCCCGAAAUGGAUCGUCGAUACCCGCCCAGAGACGAGCAUUCCUCCAGAUCUAGAUCAGACACACGGCAAGGUCUAAAUGGGACUAUGAGAACGACCCCUAAUUCCAAUAACCAUCUCCUUGUAUAUUCAUCGAGAGAGAGACUUAACGCAAGGAACGGUUGGCGUCGCAACGCUGCUCAGUGCGAGCGAUGCCGUCCAGGAAUGCGACCAGCCAUUCUGAACGAUCUCUUGGAGCACAAUGCCGACAGCCAGAUUCAGAUGGUUCCCCUUACAAACAACAGGGACAUGUAUGUCGACGUCUACUCAUACAGACCUGAAGCCUGCUGCCAUCACCAAGUCUGAAGGUGACUAUAUCUUUGUACAACUUUAUUCUUAAAUGUGAUCUGUAAAAAGCAGACAAUCGACAAAUAAACUCAGAAGUGAA